GUUUUUAUAAUGAAAUAAUUUUACAUUCUAAAGAAGCCUCGCUUAACCUGAAGAUUUUAUCGAGAUAUUUAAAACAACUUACUACCAAAGAUUCUUCAACGUUACUAAAACAUUAUGGAAGGGGAAUUGCGAUUAGAUCCUGUAAAUAUGAGCCCUUCCUCUAAAUUUAUUGACAAAGAGCUUUUUAAAAAGUGUUUUGAUCUCGUAGCCGCUCGUGUUGUUCCUCAAAAAGUAGGUAUAUUGAACAGAAUUUGUCGCAAGGAUUUGCUGGAGCUACCACGAGUGAAGCAUGUGUAUCAAGACCAAGACCAUAAACUGGUGCUCUUAAAUCAAAAGGCUACAUUAGAUGGGACUAAAGGACUUUCGGAAACGACAAAGUCUUUUAUUAAUGAAAACAACAUUAAAUUAGUUCCAUUUAAGCUAAAUGUAGAUUAUGACUACUGGAGAGCCGAGGACAUUUUAGAUGCUAUUCUUCCCCCAGGUCAGAAAGAGGAACACCCUUCAGGAUUUACUGCUGUAGGACAUAUUGCUCAUAUGAACUUACGAGAAGAAUGGCUUCCAUAUAAGCAUCUCAUAGGACAAGUUAUUCUCGACAAAAAUCCAUCUAUCAAAACAGUUGUGAACAAAACAGACAGUAUAGACACCAAAUUCAGAACCUUUCAAAUGGAAGUUUUAGCAGGUGAUCCAGAUUUCAUGGUGGUUCAGUCUGAAUCCAACUGUAAAUUUCGAUUUGACUUCUCUAAGGUAUACUGGAAUUCUCGUCUUAGCACUGAACACGAUCGCUUGGUCAGCCAAUUCCAAGAAGGCGAAGCGGUUUGCGAUGUUAUGGCUGGAGUCGGUCCCUUCGCAUGCCCAGCAGGUAAAAAGAGGGUUAUCGUUUUUGCUAAUGAUCUAAAUCCUUCAAGCUACGAAAGUUUGGUUGAUAAUGUUCAGAUCAAUAAGGUUGGUGACUUCGUAAAAGCUUACAAUCGAGACGGUCGUGAAUUUAUUCGCUCUGCUACUGAAGAGUUGCUGGAAUUUUCAAAGCAAGGAACCAUAGCACUCCCUCCCCCAAAAAAGCUUGCAAAAGGAAACCUAAAGGAUAAUACUUCAUCUUCCAGCAAACGUGAUAUUCAUAUCCCUCCAGUAUUCUCUCACUAUGUCAUGAACCUUCCUGGCUCUGCUUUAGAAUUUCUGGAUGCCUUUAAUGGAUGUUAUGAAGGAAAAGAACACUUAUUUGAAAAUCGUUCACUCCCGAAGGUCCAUGUUCAUUGCUUUUCGAGAUACGAUCCUCCAAUGGAAGACAUAAUAAACCGAAUUGAGGCAUCCAUGAGGUAUCGAUUGCGACCAGAAGAAUUGAGUUUGCAUUAUGUUCGUAAAGUAGCACCAAAGAAGGAUAUGUACUGCUGUACUUUUACUUUACCGAGAUCUGUCAUUUUUGGAAAAAUAUAAAAUAUUUGGUGUGCUUCUUGUGAGCCUAAUAGAAAAGAUUUCUUAUCUUAAAAAGUACAUACGUUAAAUAUGGAAUGCUACAUAUUUGGUUAGUUCUAUAACUUGAAAUACUUAUUAACAUAUAACAUAAACAUUUAUAAACAAAAUAACGUAAAUUGAGCC
Molecule: messenger RNA, 1593 nt
Organism: Schizosaccharomyces octosporus yFS286
Lineage: Eukaryota; Fungi; Ascomycota; Schizosaccharomycetes; Schizosaccharomycetales; Schizosaccharomycetaceae
Product: tRNA methyltransferase Trm5
Exons: 8
Coding region: 115-1431 (438 amino acids)
Biological process (GO): mitochondrial tRNA methylation; tRNA N1-guanine methylation
Cellular component (GO): cytoplasm; mitochondrial matrix
Source: RefSeq, a predicted model, not a curated record